Molecule: messenger RNA, 491 nt
Organism: Myotis myotis
Lineage: Eukaryota; Metazoa; Chordata; Mammalia; Chiroptera; Vespertilionidae
Product: pancreatic prohormone-like
Exons: 2
Coding region: 92-418 (108 amino acids)
Biological process (GO): feeding behavior; neuropeptide signaling pathway
Cellular component (GO): extracellular region
Molecular function (GO): neuropeptide Y receptor binding; neuropeptide hormone activity
Source: RefSeq, a predicted model, not a curated record
ACUUGCUGAGGCAGUGCCCUAGGCGGUGGGGUGUCAGGUCCCAGCGGCUCUUUGCUUCGCCCUCUUGUCCCCAGGCUUGGAGAAGUAAGUGAUGGGCGAGGGGUUGGGUGGGUUCUGCCUCCAAUGCCCUCCACUCCUUGCUCCUCAGAUGGCUGCUGCACGCCGCUGCCUCUCCCUGCUGUUCCUGUCCACGUGUGUGGCUCUGUUGCUGCAGCCGCCGCUGGGUGCCUCGGGGGACAUACUAGAGCCAGACUACCCAGGGGACGACGCCACACCGGAGCAGUUGGCCCAGUAUGCGGCCGAGCUCCGCAGAUACAUCAACAGGGUGACCAGGCUCAGAUACGGGAAAAGAGAUCAAGAAGAAACGCCGUGGAACUUCUUGGAGUGGGGAGCCCCCAACAAAGUUGCCCCCAGGUAGGUUUGGUUCCCCGCCCUGUGUGCCAGCUCCCUGGGGCUGAAAUGGGGGUGGAGGUGAGUUGGGGGUUUGGGGG